Aspergillus japonicus CBS 114.51 is the source of this 2039-nucleotide messenger RNA. Its product is annotated as F1F0 ATP synthase subunit beta. Gene Ontology annotation, biological process: proton transmembrane transport; proton motive force-driven mitochondrial ATP synthesis. The record is from RefSeq and is a predicted model, not a curated record. Bases 126 to 1682 code for a protein of 518 amino acids. NCBI's taxonomy places the organism in Eukaryota, Fungi, Ascomycota, Eurotiomycetes, Eurotiales, Aspergillaceae. Gene Ontology annotation, molecular function: ATP binding; proton-transporting ATP synthase activity, rotational mechanism; ATP hydrolysis activity. The transcript is spliced from 7 exons.
CCUGACCUCCUCUCCUCUCAACCUCUUCCCUUCCCUUUUCCUCUCUUUCUCCCUCUCUUUUCCCUUCCCCCCAUCCUCCCCUUUGACCUCCCUCUAUACCCAUUUCGCUCUUCAACACCAUCAUCAUGUUCAAGAGCGGUCUUGCCCGGACCUUCGGGAGGGCUGCUUUUGCUCGGCCUACCCCCGUUGCCCGUCGCGCUUUCCAGCCCAAGACCAACGGUCUUCCCUCCCUUGCCCGUCUGGCCAGCACUGAGGCUGCCUCUAUUGGCAAGAUUCACCAGGUCAUCGGUGCCGUCGUUGACGUUAAGUUCGACGGCGAGAAGCUCCCCGCCAUUCUCAACGCCAUUGAGACCGAGAACAACGGCCAGAAGCUCGUGCUUGAGGUUGCUCAACACUUGGGUGAGAAUGUCGUUCGUACUAUUGCCAUGGACGGUACCGAGGGUCUGACCCGUGGUGCUGCCGCCCGUGACACUGGUGCUCCCAUCACCAUCCCCGUCGGCCCUGGCACUCUCGGCCGUAUCGUCAACGUCACUGGUGACCCCAUUGACGAGCGUGGUCCCAUCAAGGCCGACAAGUUCCGUCCCAUCCACACUGAGGCCCCUGCCUUCACUGAGCAGUCCACCACUGCCGAGAUUCUCGUCACUGGUAUCAAGGUCGUCGAUCUCCUUGCCCCCUACGCCCGUGGUGGUAAGAUUGGUCUCUUCGGUGGUGCCGGUGUCGGUAAGACCGUCUUCAUCCAGGAGUUGAUCAACAACAUCGCCAAGGCCCACGGUGGUUACUCCGUCUUCACCGGUGUCGGUGAGCGUACUCGUGAGGGUAACGAUCUGUACCACGAAAUGCAGGAGACCGGUGUCAUCCAGCUCGAGGGUGAAUCCAAGGUCGCCCUUGUGUUCGGUCAGAUGAACGAGCCCCCAGGUGCCCGUGCCCGUGUCGCCCUUACCGGUCUGACCAUCGCCGAGUACUUCCGUGACGAGGAGGGUCAGGAUGUGCUGCUCUUCAUUGACAACAUUUUCCGUUUCACCCAGGCCGGUUCUGAGGUGUCUGCCCUUCUGGGUCGUAUCCCCUCUGCCGUCGGUUACCAGCCCACUCUGGCCGUCGACAUGGGUGGUAUGCAGGAGCGUAUUACCACCACCACCAAGGGUUCCAUUACCUCCGUCCAGGCCGUCUACGUGCCCGCUGACGAUUUGACUGACCCUGCCCCUGCCACCACCUUCGCUCACUUGGACGCCACCACUGUCUUGUCCCGUGGUAUCUCUGAGUUGGGUAUCUACCCUGCCGUCGACCCUCUCGACUCCAAGUCCCGUAUGCUCGACGCCCGUAUUGUCGGUCAGGACCACUACGACACCGCCACCCGUGUCCAGCAGAUGCUCCAGGAGUACAAGUCCCUCCAGGAUAUCAUUGCCAUUCUGGGUAUGGACGAACUGUCUGAGGCUGACAAGCUUACCGUCGAGCGUGCCCGUAAGCUCCAGCGUUUCCUGUCCCAGCCCUUCACCGUCGCCCAGGUCUUCACUGGUAUCGAGGGUAAGCUGGUCGACCUCAAGGACACCAUCCGCAGUUUCAAGGCUAUCAUCAGCGGAGAGGGUGAUGACCUUCCUGAGGCUGCUUUCUACAUGGUUGGUGACUUCGAGUCUGCCCGUGCCAAGGGUGAGAAGAUCUUGGCCGAGCUCGAGAACAAGGCCUAAAUGUAAUAUUGUUUUUAAGCGCCCUUUUCCUUUUAUGUUAGACAUGGACUACCUUUCUUCCAUGAUCCGGUUUCCAUCGAUGCCUGUACAGUACUCGAAUUGAGAAAAGGGAGUUAUGAGAGAAAGGAUUUUGAUCAAGUCCAACGAUUCAUCAAGGAAGCAGGAGCACUUGGAGGCAAUCCCUCAUCCCAAAGCCGGGAUGGAGACUUCCCGGCUUGUGUUACACUACGUGCUCAUGUAAGUAAGUCAAAAUGACCACCAUCAGCCUCAUACCCGCCGGGCUGAGACAAUUGUACUCUUUUCUUUUGUUGGGAUCAUCUGUCAGCGCGUAGUUAGCAUGGUAAUGACAUCUCUAUG